This is a messenger RNA of Dicentrarchus labrax (European seabass), 2561 nucleotides long. Its product is annotated as arrestin domain-containing protein 3-like. The record is from RefSeq and is a predicted model, not a curated record. The coding region runs from base 1130 to 2095 and encodes 321 amino acids. Gene Ontology annotation, cellular component: cytoplasm; plasma membrane. Lineage: Eukaryota; Metazoa; Chordata; Actinopteri; Moronidae. Gene Ontology annotation, biological process: protein transport. The transcript has 7 exons.
UUAUGCCUCAUUCAUUCACACUCUCCUUUCUAAUCAGAUAUGUAUCUCCCCUUCAGCCAAUCACGCUGCCGCUGUCCAACUUUAAAUCUGUUCUCCUUCUCUGUUGCUGUCAGCUGUCAUUUCAGUGCAAAAUCCUUGCAACUCAUUUUUGAUCUCCAUUGUGCACAUAUCCAUUUAAUAUAUUUGUUAAUUCAAAAAUAAUUCUCUCUCUUGUUGCUACCACAGCUGCAUCCUGGUAGCAACAAAUACAAGGCUGAGCUCAACUAAGGAAGCAAACUAAUGUAUAUGUAUAUUUUUUUGUGAGCUGUGAUGAGUUUGCAGGGCUGAAUGUUUUCUUUCCUUUCACUGUUUGUCUGACGUGUGUCUCGCCUGUGGCCACAGGUAAGAAUCACAGGUUUAACAAGAUUUGCAUGCAUGGAGCUGAGCAGCUGUUUGAUUCACAUGAGAUUUUUAUUUUCCACUGUGUAUUUUUCUGUGUAAAAUGACCAUCAAAGUUGUCUCAGUUGAAUAUGAUGCCAUCAACAGCAGAAACACCUUCACAAGUUGAGAUAACAUUAAUGGAAGAAUCAUCGUGGUGGUCUCUAAGGAAUCUAUAAUCCAUUUUCUUAUUUCCAUAGCACUUGGUUUAAGUUUCCUGACAGGUGAUUUUUACUUUAGCUUGAUGUUUAAUUUGCAUAUAUUUCUAUUUGCUCUCAAACUUACGUAACUCCAAUUACAUAGCACAUACUCGACAUAUUUUCAGUGUAAAGACGUCUAAAGGUCAAAAUCCAUUUCACAUUGGUAAAGGCAGCAGUGAUGUUGCUAUAAACUACUGAUUCAGUUUUAAAAAUGGAUUUCCUUUCUUGUCUCCCUUUUGCAGGUGAGUCCCUCCUAGUCCCAGCAACCAUUAGAGAACAGUUGCUCUCCAUCCUAAACUGCUCCAUCAUCAAGCUAGAGUACAGGCUGAAGAUACAGGUUCUGGAGAGGUCCGCUGCUACAGUGCAUAUGCCAGCCUUGAUCUUUGUAAGGCGAAAGGCCCCGCUUCAAUACCACCGUGGAUCAGUUCAAACCUGCUUCCAGUAAAUUCAUACAAGGAGGAUCGUGCUUUCUCUCCCCAACCUUUGGGAAGGUUAUUUGAUGUAGUCUUACCAUGACUGUUAAACAUUUCUCAGUGGAGUACAACAAGGUGAAUGAUCGAGGUACUUUCUCUCCUGGGGACAUCCUCUCAGGAAGGGUGACAGUGGUGACCAGCGGGGAAACCAAAGUGCAGUGUUUUUUGGUCAAAGCCAAAGGAAAAGCUAAGGUGACAUGGUAUGAACAGGAAGGACAAGCCACAGGGGUUCACAGCGACAAGAAGAAAUACUUUUAUUUUGAACAUAUUAUUCUUCAGGACAAAAACAAAGGAGAUGGUUCAGAAAUCAUCAGCCCCGGGAGAAAUGUGUAUCCAUUUACCUUUGCGAUUCCAAAUGUAGAUAUGCCUUCAUCUUAUGAGGGGAAAUGGGGCAAAAUUACAUAUAGUUUGCGAGCACAGCUGACUCAGUCAAUCUGGCUUGUCCACAAAACAAAGACUGAGUUCCCUUUCCUGACCAAGUCUGAGUUCCCCUUUGCCUCCAAAUCAGACAUGAUAAUCAUCGGACUUAAGGAGCAACAAUACGCGACCAGGAUUUCAUUUUAUGGCUUUGAAAAGGUUACUAUGAAUGUUACCUCUGAAAAAAUGGGAGUAAAGCAAGGUGAGGCGAUGGGAGUCUCUGUGGAAGUACUCAAUGAAUCCACACGCACAGUAACACCCAAAUUCUACCUGUGUGAGAAGCAGACCUUUGCUGCUCAGUCAAAGAGGAUAGUACACACAAAUGACAUCCUGUUUGGGACAGGAGACUCGGUUCCAGCUAAAACCAGUCGGACUAUAACCAAAGUUCUGAGCAUCCCUCCACAGCUCCCGCCUACCUUCUUCAACUGCUGCAUGAUGAAGCUCGAGUACAGAGUCAAGGUCACGUUUGAUGUCCCUCUGGCAAGAGACCCAGAGAUCCGACUUCCUGUGGUUGUUCUCUUGGGUUCACCAAAACCACAUCAACAGAAACCAAAGAGAUCCAUCUGGUUUAGAAAGCUUCCUGCUUAGAAGGAUGCUGCUGGAUGUUUCUUGGGGAAGUCCAAGCAACCUCAAGUGCCCGGGAAUUUGCUCACUGUGUGUUCUCUUGUCCACUAGAGGGAGAUGUGUGUCACGAAGUAGUCUACCAGUCUUAACAGUUGAUUAAUUUUAGUGUAUUUGAGUGUAUGUACUUAAAUCCACCCCUUUACUCUUUUACUUGAGUAGAAGUACCAAUACAUUUAUGUAAAAAUACUCCAUUAUAAGUAAAAGUCCUGCAUUUAAGUCAAUCUAAGUAUUAUCAACUAAAGUUCUCAUCAAAAUGUGACUAACAUUAUAAUCUAUUACAUUAUGAGAUUGUUUAUAUUGAUGUAUCAAUGCAUACUGUCGGCAUUACUUUAUAGCAUUUUACUGUUGUAGCUGGUUGAAAUGUGCAGCUGUAUAACUAUUUUACACCAAGUAGUGUAGUUUAUUAAACAAAGUUCUUCUGCCACACAAA